Molecule: messenger RNA, 1625 nt
Organism: Trichomycterus rosablanca
Lineage: Eukaryota; Metazoa; Chordata; Actinopteri; Siluriformes; Trichomycteridae
Gene: ccn4b
Product: cellular communication network factor 4b
Exons: 5
Coding region: 1-1077 (358 amino acids)
Biological process (GO): signal transduction; cell adhesion
Cellular component (GO): extracellular matrix; extracellular region
Molecular function (GO): heparin binding; integrin binding
Source: RefSeq, a predicted model, not a curated record
AUGAGGUUCCUCCUGUACUGGAUCUUUUUAGUGGCCAGUGGACUUCAUCAGGUGCUUUCCCAGAGUUCCACGGCCAUACCGGUUGUGACCACAGACCUGGACCCGGUGAACAGGACCCGGUACUGUAAGUGGCCCUGUAAGUGCCCUAAAGUUGCCCCCGCGUGCCCGACGGGGGUGAGCCUGAUCAGGGACGGCUGUGAGUGCUGUAAGAUCUGUGCUAAACAGCUGGGGGAGACCUGUAACGAGAGAGAUAUCUGUGAUUACCAUAAAGGGCUGUACUGUGACUACGGCGCUGACAAGCCUAGGUACGAAAAAGGAGUGUGUGCAUUUCUGGCCGGGACAGGAUGUGAAUAUAAUGGCGUGAUCUACCGUAACGGGCAGAGCUUUCAGCCCAACUGUAAGUACCGCUGCCUCUGUGUGAACGGGGCGAUCGGGUGUGUCCCACUGUGUACCGAAUCCCAGCCGCCGCGGGUGUGGUGCCAGUCGCCCAAACUGGUGAAGAUUCCGGGCCGGUGCUGUGAGCAGUGGAUCUGUGACGAGCCUCGGAAAACACGCAGGACCAGCCCGAGGCGUGCUGCGGAGGAGCCUCUAAGCAACAAUGAGAUCUGGCAUAAGACCUGCAGAACCCAAACUUCCCCCUGGAGCCCGUGUUCUAAGACCUGCGGGCGGGGGGUAUCGCUGCGACUCACUAAUGACAAUCCACAGUGUGAGAUGGAACAAGAAACCCGACUGUGUAACCUUCGGCCCUGCGACGUGGACAUAACCAAACAUUUUCGGCCAGGAAAGAAGUGCCUGAACAUCUACCGUGAGCCCGGAUUCCAGAACUUCACCAUCUCCGGCUGUGUCAGUAAGAAGUCCUACUGGCCCAAAUACUGCGGCGUGUGUUCUGACGAGCGCUGCUGCAUCCCCUACAAGUCCAAGACCAUCGACGUGGAGUUCGAGUGUCCGAACGGGUCGGUCUUCACCUGGAAGCAUAUGUGGAUCAACGCCUGCUUUUGCAAUCUCUCCUGCAGGAACCCGAACGACAUCUUUGCUGAUCUGGAGCCGUAUUUCCAGAACAACGAGAUCAUAAAUUAAGAAUUAAGACACAAAAUAUAAGCACAGAAAAAUGUUUAUAUUGUGUGUAUCCCUGGGAACAGUGAUGCCACUGCUGGAAUAGAUUCAGCAGAUUCGGGUAAGGGUGUUGGCGCAUCCUGUGCCGCAUUUCUGUGCCACCUUAAAGUGCAGUGCCUCAGUGUAUGUACAGAUUGGUAUGGCAUACCAAGUCAGUGAUGUCACUGCCCAGCCUACAGCUCACAUUAUUUAUUUAUGACUAACUUUUUGGGCUGCACCCAUAUUUAGGGGUCGCUAGAGCAGAUCAUUAUAGCCUGCGCACCUCUGGCACAGCUUUUAAAACGGUCGCCCUUACUGAUGAUAUUUAUUCAGACUUGGGACCAGCAUUGAAUGGCUAGGCUGUUCGGCCACCCUCUUCCUUAAGACACAGCUAUCACGUAUGUCUGUGCAGACACCAGAUGGGCAUAAUGUAAUUGCACAGGUUAAGAAUACUGCAAAAUAUAUUUAUAUGUAAAUUUUUUGUAUUAUUAACAUUACAAUGGAGUGUUUUUUUAAAUAAUAAAAGCCGAUUC